CCGGCGGCAAACUUCAAGCUUGUCUAGGUAUCAAUCGAUCAAGCUUCACAUCCGAGACCACUGUAGUUACAGAGUUCACGGUCACGUUAUCGACUGCACGUGGCAGCACGCGUUUUUCACUUGAUCGCUCAAUGUACCAAGAGUGUGGGGAACAAUAAGAAAUCUAUCUGUCAGGUACCAUGGACGACCAAGAGGAAUCGCCUCGAAGUGCCAGCGGCAGCGGCUCUGCGGGACCAGGAGCUGGCGCACCGAAGCGGGGUCAUAGAACCGCUUGUAAUUCCUGCAAGCGAAUGAAGGUCAAGUGUGAAUGGGAUCAAGAAUCUAUUUGUAAUCGCUGUGCCAAGCAUCAAACAGAAUGUGUGUUUACAAUACCAGAGCGCAAGAAGCGUGAGAAGAAGGAAACAUACUUGACGACCCUCGAGGACCGUCUCAAUCGUAUGGAAGCCGUUAUGGCUCAAUCAGGCUUGUCUAUGCCAACUAAAGAGCCAGGAAAAGAAGCUAAAACUCUUGCAUCGGAAGAAGUGGGCAUUCAAGAUAUUCCUGAUAAGAUGUCCCUGCUCAAGAUCUUUGAUGAUGGAACGACAUUAUUCAUUGGUGCUUCUUCUGGGUUCUCUAUCUUUGGACCUCAAGGCUUGAAAUGGGUGACUGAAGUUACAGGGAGCACUGAAUUUGCUAAAGUUAUCAUGAGCCUUCCCAGUCCGCACUUACAUCUGGCCUCAAUGGGACCAGAAAUGUGGGGUCCACUCCCAGAUGACCAACUUGAGCGUCUUCCCAGCAAGGAACGCGCCAUGAUCUAUAUCACCGAAUUCUUCAAUGGCUUCGGGGCCAUUUUCCCUCUGUUUUCACAACCAAUAUUCAUGGAAAGAUUUGUGCGCUUAUAUCCUCUUACACCUUCCCAGGAUCCCGCGUGGUAUGCUUGUCUCAAUGUGGUAUUUGCGAUUGGAUCAGUUAUACUCAACAAGCAGCAAACUCGUAAUUCUCCUUGUAGUUCCGCUUCCUCGCCCCGGUCUUCGAAUCCAGAAGAUGAGGUUUGGUGGAAGUGGUUUAGAAAUGCCAGCAGCACCUUUCUCGAGCUACAAUUUCGCGAAGGCAACAUGUCUGCUGUGCAAGCUAUGAUUGGAAUGGCCUUUAUUCUUCAAACUCUCCCAAAUCCGUAUCCUUGUUCUGUUUUAGCAGGUGCUGGUUUACGUCUUGCUCAGGCAAUUGGGCUACAUCGCAAUGUCAGUGAUGUUGGGCUGACACAAGCCCAAGUCGAAGAGAGACGAAAUGUCUUCUGGAGCAGUGUUAUAAUCGAACGUGCAAUAAUAAUGCGCUCUGGAAGACCGUCUGUCAUGCAAGAAGAUGACAUAGGUAUCGACCUUCCCAAGCCAGCAAAGAAUGCUAUGAUGGGCCCAAAUGUGCCGCAGCCGAUUCGAUAUAUGGCAACAUUAUCUCUCCUCCAAGGCCGCAUAUACAACAAACUCUACUCCGCCAAAGCAGCUACUCGAUCUACACUGGAAAGAUUGCAAUGGGUCAGCACUCUUGACGAAGAAUUACAGGAGUGGAAGGACAAUCUUCCGAUAGAGAUUCGGCCGGGUAAUGAGAUGAAGGUCAACAGAGAAUUUGUCAUUCCUGUCAUUAUGAUGCAUUACGGCUAUCUUAAUGCGCUCUCAACAAUACACCGCUGCUCGGUCCACUACAAGUCUUGGGCGAAUGGUGGAGAACCUCCUCUGAAUAUGGAGGCAAUGAGUAGUAUGAAGCUCAAUCCUCGAGUAUUCUCCAGUGGUGCUAUCACUGUUGGUGCUGCAAGAGGUGUGAUGAACCUAUUGAAGGAGACCGAAAGUCACGUUGAUCAGAGUGAAAUGAACGUUAUCAGCGUCCUACAGAAUCCCAGGGACUCCCAAGCGCUUUCCGACGUCGCACUAAUGCGAGGCGCUGUCGAUUUUCUAGCUACAGCAAUGGACUCCGAUGACAGAUCCCCUAGCACCAUCGUGAUCCGAACCUUCAAAGCAGUCUGCGACCUGGCCGGUCGCUUCGUCGAGAAGGCACAAGCACAAGGGACUCAAAAUCCCAAACGCGGCCGAGAACCCCUCCAAACACCAAACUAUGUCCUCGACAGCUCACCUCUGGAUUACGUGGAUAAAGCCAUGACCGAUCAUCCCCCUGGAAUGCCUCCUCCUUCAUCCGACACCGAAUCUUCCCAAACCUUCCGCCAAUCCCCAUCUGCCCCCCUCCCGGAAACAACAUCCUACGACUCCAGCAUCUCGCAACAACCACCAUUCUCCAUCCACCAAACGCUCCCCAACCAACCCGGCACAACCCAACAAUUCCUCAACGACCCCCUCGCGCCAUCAAUCGGCCUCUACAACACCGAUCUCUACGGCAACAACGAUCUGUCCGGGCUAGACAGCGGCCUCGGGGCCGGCGUCGAUUUCUUUCCCAACGAUCUGCUGAUGCCGACGGAUGGGAGCUGGUUCUUUCCGCUGGCAAAUACGGCGAUGGCACCGGGGAGUAGUUAAUGGUGUACGAUUAAUGAUGACGCUGAGCGAUUAUCGAUACUCUCCUCGCUUUUCUGAACCAAAGAAAUUAUUUCAACUCGGGCGUUUCAGGAAUGUGAGAUGUGCGACGGAACACGAGUCCGCAUUCUUCAUUUUUAGUUCGCUUCGUAACAUU
Molecule: messenger RNA, 2652 nt
Organism: Mollisia scopiformis
Lineage: Eukaryota; Fungi; Ascomycota; Leotiomycetes; Helotiales; Mollisiaceae
Exons: 10
Coding region: 180-2498 (772 amino acids)
Biological process (GO): regulation of DNA-templated transcription; DNA-templated transcription
Molecular function (GO): DNA-binding transcription factor activity, RNA polymerase II-specific; zinc ion binding; DNA binding
Source: RefSeq, a predicted model, not a curated record